Molecule: messenger RNA, 1219 nt
Organism: Paramuricea clavata
Lineage: Eukaryota; Metazoa; Cnidaria; Anthozoa; Malacalcyonacea; Plexauridae
Source: the annotation of a GenBank genome assembly
AAGCUAACAUGGAGAGUUCAGAUGACAAUUCUGAUUUUACUGAUGAUACAUUUGAAGACAGCGAGGAAGAAGUUCUGAAAUAUUAUUUCUUUCGCGGAUUUACCUACGAAGAAAUUCUUUUGUUUCUGGCUAAACGGCAUCAUUGUACUAUAAGUUAUAGCACUCUUCUUCGGCGGUUGAAGAAAUAUGGUUUAAUGAGAAGAGGUGUAACAAACAAGGAUUCAUUUGAAAACACAUUUCUGCAAGUGCAGAGGCGCAUAGCGGAACUUAUUAACGGGCCUGGCUCAUCCAUGGCGUACCGUGCAAUAUGGCAUGCACUUGAACUAGAGGGGAUUCGUGUCCCUAGAGGGGAUUCGUGUCCCUCAUUGUUCAAGAUUUGUUAAAGGAAAUGGAUCCUGAAGGUGCGGAACUUCGGAAAAGACAUCGUCUAAAAAGACGAGCCUACCACAAUCCUGGCCCCAAUUAUUCAUGGCAUAUGGAUGGUUAUGAUAAACUUAAAUGUUGGGGUUUUCCAAUACACGGAGCGAUUGACGGCUACAGUCGAAGAAUUUUGUGGCUUCGUGUUACUCGUUCCAACAACUCGCCAAAUCAAAUAGCUUCUUCCUAUGCUGGAGUUGUUUUAGAACAAGGUGGUUGUCCAGUACAAUUAGUGACCGAUUUGGGAACUGAAAAUGGAACUGCAGCCGCUUUGCAGUCAUAUUUCCGUGAUAACUCCGAGGCUCAUCGAUACGUACCCUCUCCGAGAAAUCAACGAAUCGAAGGAUGGUGGGCGUACUAUGCCAGGAGUCACAGCCAGUGGUGGAGGAAUUUUUUCAAAGACUUGGAAUCACAGGGGAUUGUGGACACAGCUUGCGAAAUAAAUAUGGAGUGUUUAUGGUAUUGUUUUCACAAGUUAUUACAGACUGAGCUAGACUUAGUGAAAGAGCACUGGAAUUCCCAUAGAAUUCGGAAAUCAAGACAAGAUACCAUUCCAGGACGACCAGAUUCUCUUUAUUUUUUGCCACAGCUUCAUGGAUCGAGAGAAUAUUUAUUUCAAUUAGCUGCAGCCGAAAUUGGAUUUGCUUCAGAGAACAUAAUUGAAGAUGAAUUAGCAAAUGAUCACCAAGAAUACUUUGAAUACGUCAGAAAUAAUCUCUCUUUGUCUCACCCCGAAGACUGGGAAGAAGCAUUGAACAUGUUCAGAAGACUAAUGAAUAUAGCAGCUAAUGGAUAUGAUUAA